Messenger RNA from Camelina sativa (false flax), 937 nucleotides. Its product is annotated as germin-like protein subfamily 3 member 3. NCBI's taxonomy places the organism in Eukaryota, Viridiplantae, Streptophyta, Magnoliopsida, Brassicales, Brassicaceae. The record is from RefSeq and is a predicted model, not a curated record. Gene Ontology annotation, molecular function: manganese ion binding.
UCUGCCUCAUAACUUCAAGAAGAGCUCUUAUCUAUAACAUUUAAAGAAAAAUGAAGAUGAUAAUCCAUGUUUUCUUCAUCAUCUCCCUCUUUUCAUCCAUCGCUUUUGCCUCUGUUCAAGACUUUUGUGUAGCUGAUCCAAAGGGUCCUCAAAGCCCAUCAGGGUACUCUUGCAAGAACCCUGACCAGGUCAACGAAAAUGACUUCGUAUUUUCAGGCCUCGGCAAAGCUGGAAACACUUCGAACAUCAUUAAAGCCGCAGUUACUCCUGCUUUUGCGCCAGCUUUCGCAGGUAUCAAUGGUCUUGGUAUCUCUAUGGCUCGCCUUGACUUAGCCGGUGGUGGUGUCAUCCCUCUUCACACUCAUCCUGGUGCUUCUGAGGUCCUUGUGGUCAUACAAGGCACCAUUUGCGCUGGAUUUAUAUCUUCUGCUAACAAAGUUUACUUGAAGACACUAAACAGAGGCGAUACGAUGGUGUUUCCUCAAGGGCUUCUUCAUUUUCAGCUUAACUCCGGGAAAGGCCCUGCCUUGGCCUUUGUCGCCUUUGGAAGCCCUUCCCCGGGACUCCAGAUUACAUCGUUUGCUCUGUUUGCAAACGAUUUGCCUUCGGAACUCGUUGAAGCCACAACGUUCCUCAGCGACGAAGAAGUCAAGAAGCUUAAGGGUGUGCUUGGAGGAACUAAUUAAGCUUCACUUAGUUUUCAUUUUUCUCUAAUUUUCUAUUGAAAUGUGUUUUAUGCGUGUUUUGUUAUUCGAGUUCCUCCUUAAGCAUAUUCAAAUGGUUGUGUUUUCUUUAUGUGGUUGUUAUUGUUCCUCAAUGUUUCAUUUCUCAUGUCUCUUCGGCUUGUAACAACUAAUAAGCAUAUUACAUUGCAGAUGUCUAAGAGGCUUCUCAGCUACUUAAAAUUUUAUUAUAAUCUAAACAGUUUAUCGCACUA